Brienomyrus brachyistius is the source of this 2499-nucleotide messenger RNA. RefSeq names its product non-SMC condensin I complex, subunit H (gene ncaph). The record is from RefSeq and is a predicted model, not a curated record. Gene Ontology annotation, biological process: mitotic chromosome condensation. Bases 141 to 2237 code for a protein of 698 amino acids. The transcript is spliced from 18 exons. Gene Ontology annotation, molecular function: chromatin binding. Gene Ontology annotation, cellular component: condensin complex. NCBI's taxonomy places the organism in Eukaryota, Metazoa, Chordata, Actinopteri, Osteoglossiformes, Mormyridae.
CGCAUCGCUACGUCCUGCGUCACAUGCGUAAACCGUUCGGCGCAAAUUUUCAAAUGGUGGUGAGCGUGAAGAGAAGCCGUCAUUAUAUCUGAUAUUUGAGAAGGUUUAUGUUUUGACUGCCCGUCCAGAACACCGCAGUGAUGAGUACCACAUCCACCCCGCAAUCGCGCCACCACCAGUGGGCCUCGCCAUCCUUGUCGCUGAAGGGCUCAGCUGCCGCCACCAGCACCCCCAUCCUGGCGGCCUUCCCCGGCAACGAUGACGAGAAGGAGCGGCGCCAAAGGCGGAGGUCCAGAGUCAUGGACCUCCAUACCGCGCCAGACGUCUCAGUUACUGACUCCUCCAUGCACAGUGCCACAGGGACCCCCGCGGCUGUACCCAAGCUGUCCAGCGCUCAGAUUUCAGAGCACUACUCUACCUGCAUCAAGCUGUCCACUGAGAAUAAAAUUACCACCAAGAAUGCCUUUGGUCUUCACCUGAUCGAUUACAUGGCUGACAUCCUUAAGCAGAAGGACUCAGAGCUGACCAACUUCAAGGUGGCUGCUGGAACCCUAGAUGCCAGCACCAAAAUCUAUGCGGUGAGGGUGGAUGCAGUCCAUGCGGACGCCUACAGAGUGCUGGGUGGUCUAGGCUCAGAAACCAAGCCUGGAGAAGAGAGGGACGCGGAGGAAGCAGAGGGGGAGGCUGACGACGGUGCUCGAGAGACGGCGGUGAAGCAGGUGGUGAAGAAGAAGAGGGCGCCGAAGAGAACCGUGGAGGUGAACCUGAGCAACAUCAACAGCUCCGAGUCUGAAAGGAAGUGUGAGGUGGAUCCCAUGUUCCAACGCAUGGCUGCCUCCUUCGACGAGAGCAGCACGGCUGGUGUCUUCCUGUCUGUCCUCUUCAGCGAGGACAGCCGCUGUGAGCUGCUGUUCCCCUCUCACCUGAAGCUGCUGCGCUCUGAGCCCCCCUACCCUGCCCCACCCCUGAUGCACGUCCCAGCACAGCCCUUUAAAGGCAGUCUUCAGCAGGCACAGGAACGGAGCUCCAUCUGCCCAUCGCUGAAGGACUUCUCCUUCACCAGGUGGAAUCCCGACCAGACGAUGAACCAGCUGCUGGAGAAGAUGAAGCAGGGAGAGCACGUGUUUGAUGUGAAUGCGGAGGUGGAGCCGGAGGAUGAGCGCUGCCAUGACUUUGGGGAUGACUUUGACGGGGACGACUGCGAUGGGGGCCAGGGUGAGGAGGAGCCCAGAGAGCACAAGGCGACCUGCGCCAUGACGCCACGGGGACGGGAUGUGAUUGAGAUCAGCAAGGGAGACAUCAGCACCAUGUGCCUUCAGUUGUCCUCCCAGCCCAGGGAGUACUCCUACUUCAGCCCCAGGACCAUGGCCACGUGGGCCGGACCGGGCUUCUGGCGCUUCAAACCUCGCCACAAGCAGGAUCACAACCCUGACAAGGACACCCAGAAACGUAAACCCAAAAAGAUCUUCGAGCUCAACUUCAGCGAUGACAUCAACUUCGACACCUACUUCCGCACCACGAGAGCAGCCACCACAAAUAACAAGUCCGCCCUACACAACAGCAAUAAGAAGACCACCCUGCCGGCAGACUUCCACUACCCCCCCAAUAAACUCUCCCAGCUCAGCCUCAAGCCCUCCAGCGCACUGUGUAAGCAGGGUCCGAAGAUGGUGUCUGGAGCGCUUGGCGAGGGCUUAGGGGACUACGACUACGACAACGCCAAUGACACGGCCAACUUCUGUCCGGUCCCUCAGGGUGGCUCGAGCGACGACGAGGCCGACUGCUUUGGAGGGCCGGAUGACGGCGAGGUCUCGUUUAACGCCGGCAUCGAAGGCUUUCCUGGAGCAUCUCAAGACGAUAACAUCUCCACCUACGGGGGAGACAACUUGGUCCCAGAGCCUCAGAGGGUGAAUAAAAUUGAGAUAAACUAUGCCAAGACAGCGAAGAAGAUGGACAUGAAGAAGCUGAAGACCACUAUGUGGAGCCUCCUGACCAACUGUCAGAAGGAUCCACAGAAGCUGGUCGAGCAGGAAUCGGAGAAUGUGAAGGAGGUGGUAUCUGGGGAGAAGGCUUUCAGCGAGACCACGAAGACCCUCCUUCAAAGGCUGCCCUCCACCAUGGCUCAGAACCUCUCAGUCCCACUGGCGUUUGUGGCCCUGUUGCACUUAGCCAAUGAGAAGAACCUGGAGCUCCUCAAAGUGGAUGACAUGUCAGAUAUCAUCAUCAAGCAAGGUUCCUGAGGCUCUGCCUUUUACAGGGUGUAACACACUGGUAUUGUGCUGUUAGAACAUCGUUUUUAUGCUCUGUCCUUAAAAUUUUUAUUUAAACUCUUGUGUUUUAAUUAGUUCCCCCGAUUUAAUUCCUUUACAGUCAUGCUCCUCUGGUUACUUCUGUAUGUCUUUUCUCUGGUUCAGUCCCUCUUGUUCUACAUGUUUUCUGCUCUUUCCCCAUCUCAUUACUUUGUACAUAUGAAAUAAAGCAUAUGUUUGGUUUUUUUUAAAA